Molecule: messenger RNA, 933 nt
Organism: Cokeromyces recurvatus
Lineage: Eukaryota; Fungi; Mucoromycota; Mucoromycetes; Mucorales; Mucoraceae
Exons: 5
Coding region: 1-933 (310 amino acids)
Biological process (GO): phospholipid metabolic process
Molecular function (GO): glycerophospholipase activity
Source: RefSeq, a predicted model, not a curated record
AUGACAACGAUAGCCAGAAAUGGAACAGAGGUGCCGUUAGAUAUUGGUUGUCCCUUUUUAACACCUAGAGCGUCACCAGCACAAAGUGUACAUGAUUUAAGGCCUGAUGAUAUUCGUGUUGUUGCAGGUAUAGGUGAUAGUGUUAUGGCAGCCUUUGCUGCUGAAGGUAUUCAAGAUAAUCGAUUUAUUAAUAUCGAGAAUUUAUAUGAGAAUAGAGGUGUUUCAUUUGCAAUGGGUGGUAAUCCAAAUACUGUAACUGUACCCAAUAUACUCAAUUAUUACUCUCAUAACCUUCAUGGUGCUUCUGUAGGAGAUCAUAUUAUUAGUAUUUGUUUUGGUAAUCAAAUCUGUCCUAAAGGUCAAUAUAGAUCCAAGAUUGACAGAUUAAAUGCAGCACAAUCAGGUGCACGUAGUCUCAAUUUAAACCAUGAAAUUGAUUAUUUGUUGGAUGAAUUAGAUGAAUUAUAUGAAUCAGGAGCAGUUCAGCGAAAUGAUUGGAAACUACUCACUUUUUUUAUUGGUUCAAAUGAUAUUUGCCAUUCCUGUACUGAACCUACUUCUCUACCAAACACAUUUGGAAUCAAUGUUUUAGCAGCUAUUGAACGUAUUAGAACAAGUAUACCUUAUGUUCUUGUACAAAUUGUGGGACUGAUGAGAGUUCAUGAUAUCGUAGUUGCUACAUCCAAUUUUACAGAUUAUUGUCGACCUAUUAAAGGAAGUGAUUUUAUUGGCCAUGAUCAUGAAUGUGAAUGUUCGCAUAGUGAAUACAAUCGUACUAUCAUGUCAACUCACUUUCCUGAAUAUAAUGUUGCUUUAAAAAACGUCGUAGAGAAUUAUCAAACUGACCAAUUUCUAUCAGAUCAAACGUUUGGAGUUGUAUUUCAACCAUUAUUAGUAGACAUUAUGAGUUUUCCUAUUCAAGCCAUUAGGUAA